Molecule: messenger RNA, 646 nt
Organism: Mangifera indica (mango)
Lineage: Eukaryota; Viridiplantae; Streptophyta; Magnoliopsida; Sapindales; Anacardiaceae
Product: replication protein A 14 kDa subunit A-like
Exons: 3
Coding region: 151-474 (107 amino acids)
Biological process (GO): DNA replication; DNA recombination; DNA repair
Cellular component (GO): nucleus
Molecular function (GO): DNA binding
Source: RefSeq, a predicted model, not a curated record
UUUAGGCGCCUUCAAAUUCCCGCGCUUUCUGCUCACAACAAGGUACCGCGAAAAUCUACUUUUUGGAUAUAAGAAAAAAUUAAUUUCAGUAACUUAAUGUUCAAAGAUAGAAUCUAAGCGUGUUUCGUCCGUGGAUUUGGUCUUGCUGUCAUGGAUACAUCAAACCCUGCAGUUUUUGUCAAUGGGGCACUGCUGCGCAUGUAUGUUGGACGGCGGGUCCGGACAGUGAUCCAGGUUAUACAAUCUGACAGUGGAGGUGUAACUGGAAAAUCAACAGAUGAUCAUCAGCUAGUUGUAAAAGGCUCCCAACCAACAAUUCCUCUGACAAAUUUUGUUGAGGUUAUUGGCAUUGCUGAUAGCGAUAGAUCCAUCAGAGCUGAAAUGUGGACCAACUUUGGGAACACAUUUGACACAAAUAACUACAAUCAGCUAUGUCAGCUUGCAAAUGGAGAAUACAAACACUUAUUCAUCUAGCUACACAUGGUAAACUUUUAUGACGAUUUGAUGUGAGGUGCUUUCCAUCCCAUGACAAUGUAAUUAAGUGGACUAUAUGAUGAAGUUGUCUUGCUUUUUGUUUGUCUUUGGAAUUUGAAUGAACUAGUGUUUGUUUUUUCGAUGAUAGCAAAACCAGUUUGUUACUAGUUCA